UCUCCGCACUUCAAUUAAUUCCAAUUCAAUUUGAGACUCUCUCUCUCGCAUCAUGCGAUGGCUUCUCUCCACCUCCCGCUUGUAACCGUUUCCCGCCACCAACACCUUUCAAAUGACCCAUCCCUCCCCAUCGCACUGCCCGGAAAAAAUUUCCAGUGGAAAUAUAACCGGAAAAUCUGCAACUUACUUUGCUCAGCUAAAAAACCAGUUUCCUCGGAUGGCGGAGAUCCACGAGCGAGUAACCUCUUGCUUCAGCUCGCCUGGUAUGGAUCGGAGCUUAUUGGAAUUGCUGCUUCAUUUUUCCGGCCAUCGAAGAAUGGGGAUUUUGAUCGUAAUCUUGAAUUGGCGGGAAAUAUUGAGGGAAAUUUGUCCAGAGAAGCAGUUGUGGAUUGUAUAAAGGAAGAUUUUCAGAGGUCUUAUUUCGUUACAGGAAAUCUCACUCUCAAUGUUUAUGAAGAGGAUUGUGAAUUUGCGGAUCCAGCUGGUUCUUUCAGAGGCCUCCGGCGCUUCAAGCGAAAUUGCUCAAACUUUGGGUCUCUGCUUGAAAAGUCUGACAUGAAACUCACUAAGUGGGAGGACCUGGAGGAUAAAGGAAUUGGCCAUUGGCGGUUCAGCUGUGUCAUGACUUUUCCUUGGCAGCCCAUCCUAUCUGCUACUGGAUACACAGAGUACUAUUUCAACGCUCAAAGUGGAAGGGUUUGCAGGCAUGUGGAGCAUUGGAACGUUCCUAAAAUGGCUCUGCUAAAGCAAAUAUUGAGGCCUAGCCGUGGUUUACAGGGUAAGAAAAAGAAUCCUUAAUUAUACGUACACGCUUUAUUUGAAUCCUUGUGAUUAACGUGCAGUAGUAGGUGUUUGAUGUAAUUUGUAGGAUGGAACCUCCACAUUUAUUAUAGUUUGUUUGUUUUGAGAAAGAAUACGUGCCCCUUGUAAUGAGAUAAUCUACAUGGUUUCUGAGGAAAUUUGAAUCCCUUGUGAUUAAUGUGCAGUAGUAGGUGUUUGAUGUAAUUUUUUGGAUGGAACCUCCACAUUUAUUAUGCUUUGUUUGUUUUGAGAAA
This is a messenger RNA of Amborella trichopoda, 1055 nucleotides long. RefSeq names its product Nuclear transport factor 2 (NTF2) family protein. NCBI's taxonomy places the organism in Eukaryota, Viridiplantae, Streptophyta, Magnoliopsida, Amborellales, Amborellaceae. The record is from RefSeq and is a predicted model, not a curated record.